CAUUUUCCUUUCCCCUUCCCGUCCACCCACCCCUUCAAUCUAAAUCCACUCUAAUUAUUAGAUUUUUAAUUUUAAACACUAUAAUGAUCACAGUUCCCACUACACCCCCCUCCACAAUCAUCACAGUUUUCACUUCUCUCUCUCUCUCCCUCCCUCUCAUGCUCUGUGCACUCACUCACUGCACAGUGAUCAAGUAGUAGGAACAACGAGAGAACCUUAACCAGAAAGCCAGUAAUGGAAGUGGGUAUGUCGAUUUGGGGCUUCUCAGCAAUCUUGGUAGCAAUCCUUCUCAGCCCUCGUUCUCUUGCUCUCACUCAAGAUGGUAUCACAUUGUUGGAAAUCAAAAGCUCUUUGAAUGACAGCGAAAACUCUCUCAGUAACUGGAGAGAUUCUGAUGAAUCUCCAUGCGAAUGGACAGGUGUCUCUUGUUAUCCCAAUGACCAAAGAGUUCGUUCUAUAAACUUGCCUUAUAUGCAAUUUGAAGGGUUUAUUUCUCCAAGCAUUGGUAAACUCAGUAGAUUACAGAGACUGGCACUUCACCAGAACAGCUUACAUGGUUUUAUUCCUAAUGAAAUUGCCAAUUGUACUGAACUCAGAGCCUUAUACUUGAGGUCUAAUUAUCUCCAAGGGGGUAUACCAUCAGCUAUUGGAAAUCUUUCUUUCCUCACCAUAAUGGAUUUAUCAAGCAAUUCACUAAAGGGUGCCAUACCUUCCUCUCUUGGCCGUCUUACACGUCUCCGCUCGCUGAAUUUAUCUACGAACUUUCUUUCUGGUGAAAUCCCAGAUGUUGGAGUCCUAAGCACCUUUGGAGACAAGUCGUUUACUGGCAACUUAGAUCUUUGUGGCCAACAAGUGCACAAGCCAUGUCGAACCUCUCUAGGAUUCCCUGCUGUGCUACCCCAUGCCGAAAGUGAUGAAGCUGCAGUACCUAAGAAGCGAUCCUCCCAUUAUAUCAAAGGAGUGCUCAUUGGUGCAAUGUCCACAAUGGCUCUUGCACUUAUCACGCUCCUUAUUUUCCUCUGGAUUUGGUUGCUCUCAAAGAAGGAAAGAGCUGCUAAAAAAUACACUGAAGUCAAGAAACAAGUUCGUCAAGAAACAAGUACCAAGUUGAUUACUUUCCAUGGUGAUCUUCCAUAUCCUUCAUCUGAAAUCAUAGAAAAGCUCGAGUCUCUUGAUGAGGAGGAUGUUGUGGGGUCAGGAGGAUUUGGUACUGUGUAUAGGAUGGUCAUGAAUGAUUGUGGUACAUUUGCUGUUAAAAGGAUUGACCGUAGUCGUGAAGGUUCUGACAAAGUAUUUGAGAGGGAGUUGGAGAUCUUGGGUAGCAUAAAACAUAUAAAUCUAGUCAACCUGAGAGGCUAUUGCAGGCUCCCUACUUCCAAGCUUCUUAUCUAUGAUUAUGUGGCCAUGGGCAGCUUAGAUGAUUUCUUGCACGAACAUGGGGAAGAAGAAAAACCUUUGAUAUGGAAUGCUCGUUUAAGGAUAGCCCUUGGUGCUGCUCGGGGAGUGGCAUAUUUACACCAUGACUGCAGUCCAAGGAUAGUCCAUCGCGAUAUAAAAUCCAGCAACAUACUACUUGAUGAAAACCUAGAGCCUCAUGUUUCAGAUUUUGGCCUUGCAAAGCUUUUGGUUGAUGAGGAUGCUCAUGUCACAACUGUGGUUGCUGGUACUUUUGGCUAUUUGGCUCCAGAGUACCUACAAAGUGGAGUAGCCACUGAGAAGACAGAUGUGUAUAGCUUUGGAGUCCUCUUGUUAGAGCUUGUAACUGGAAAGAGGCCUACUGAUCCUUGUUUUGUAAAAAGGGGCUUAAAUGUUGUUGGCUGGUUGAACACACUACUGAAGGAGAACCGAAUGGAAGACGUAGUAGAUAAAAGGUGCACUGAUGCAGACGCAGAAACAGUCGAAGCAGUUCUAGAAAUAGCUGCGAGGUGCACCAAUGCGAAUCCAGAUGACCGGCCAUCAAUGGAUCAAGUGUUGCAGUUGUUAGAGCAAGAGGUCAUGUCUCCGUGCCCAAGCGACUUCUACGAGUCUCAUUCAGAUUAUUGUUGAGUUACAUGAGCAUCUGGGAACAUGGCUCCUACCAUUCUUCUCUGCUGUGUAUUGGGGGUGUUAUGAAUGCCCCUUCUUUUGGGGACUGUAAAUUCUUAUGCUUCUGCAAAUGAUGAUUGAUUAUUAUUAUGCACUUAAGGCUGAAUGAAUGCUUCAGGUAAAUUUUCCUUUUCUUUUUGUCUUAAACUUCCUUUGAUGCAAGUAAUGCAGAAAAUAUAUAUCCUUAUUUGUUGUUGGCUUUUUGAACUUUUUUUAUUUUAUUUGAUUCUUCAGG
Molecule: messenger RNA, 2320 nt
Organism: Cornus florida
Lineage: Eukaryota; Viridiplantae; Streptophyta; Magnoliopsida; Cornales; Cornaceae
Product: LRR receptor-like serine/threonine-protein kinase FEI 2
Exons: 13
Coding region: 235-2046 (603 amino acids)
Biological process (GO): protein phosphorylation
Molecular function (GO): ATP binding; protein binding; protein kinase activity
Source: RefSeq, a predicted model, not a curated record